AUGUCUAGCUCGCCAAUACCACCGCAACAAUCACAGCAACAAGCGGACCCAAUGGCGCCAAACGUUGAAGACUUAUAUCUUGAAUCAUAUGCAUUUACUACUGCAGCUGCUAUUGUUGGGUCUGUUGAUAGGAAAAUAUUUGUUUUAUUGAGAGAUGGAAGAAAUUUGUUUGGGAUUUUAAGAACAUUCGAUCAGUUUGCUAAUUUAGUGCUACAAGAUACCAUAGAGAGGAUCUACUUGGAUUCUGACGAUGAGACCGACGAUUCGCGUCCAAAGAAGUUUGGUGAAGCGUAUAGAGGUGUUUUCAUGGUAAGAGGUGAGAAUGUUGUCAUGAUGGGAGAAUUGGACAUUGACAGAGAAGACGAUCACUUGGAAGAAUUGCAACAAGUUUCUUUCGAAGAGGCCGAAAAGGAGUUAAAAGUUCGUCAUCUGAACAAAGUGAAACAAGAAAAGCUCAAAACUAAGAAAUUAUUGUCAAAGGGACUUAUUAAUGAUUUUGUCAAAUCUGAUUUGUAUUAA
This is a messenger RNA of Debaryomyces tyrocola, 519 nucleotides long. The record is from the annotation of a GenBank genome assembly. Lineage: Eukaryota; Fungi; Ascomycota; Pichiomycetes; Serinales; Debaryomycetaceae.